UGUACACACACCUCUCCAGAAGGGAAGGACUCUGCUUCGCACAGAGGACACCCAGAGGGCUCACACACUGCACCUUGUGAGCCCCUCCCGCGAGUCCUCGGCUAAGGGCCACGCGCACAAAGGACAGGUACCCAGCUGUUCAUUGAGGUACACAUGGGCAGAGACUACUGAGGCACGCACGCACCUGGAGGGGCCCCUGGCCCACGUGGGCACAAACAGGUAAGAGGUGCUUACAUGGGCACACACCUACAGAGUACUUGCUGGGCCUGCAAGUACACACACACAAUCCUCACAUACCGAGGAUCCAGAGGCGCACACAGCCCGAGGGCACUCCCAGGGCCCGCGGGCACACUCACAGAGCCAUUCACACACUCAGAGUAUGUUGUUACACGUGCGUAGCCAGGGUGCCCCCGCACACAAUCACACAUCUGGAAGGAGUUCGCGCGCGGGCACACACCUAGAGGGCGCUGCCAGGGCCCGAAAGCACGCGCGCACCUAGGUGUUCCACCAGCGCACACCCAGAGGACGUAGACGCAUGCCUAGGGGGCGCUCGCACGGCCCCCGCUCCCACGCACGCACACACACCCCUGGCCUGCCUCCCGCCCGCCUCCGCCUCCGCCUCCGCCUCCGCCUCCGCCUUCCCGGAGGCCCGAGCCGGCGCGGGGCGGUUCGGCAGCCACCCGGCGGGAGGCGAUCCAGGGAGGUGCGGGGAGUGCCCCCGAGGCGCGGCCGGCAUGGAGGCGCUGCUGCUGGGCGCGGGGCUGCUGCUGGGCGCCUACGUGCUGGUCUAUUACAACCUCGUCAAGGCCCCGCCCUGCGGUGGCAUAGGCAGCCUGCGCGGCCGCACGGCUGUGGUCACGGGCGCCAACAGCGGCAUCGGGAAGAUGACGGCGCUGGAGCUGGCGCGCCGGGGCGCGCGCGUGGUGCUGGCCUGCCGGAGCCGGGAGCGUGGCGAGGCGGCGGCCUUCGACCUCCGCCAGGAGAGUGGGAACAAUGAGGUCAUCUUCAUGGCCUUGGACUUGGCCAGCCUGGCCUCCGUGCGGGCCUUUGCUACUGCCUUCCUGAGCUCUGAGCCACGGCUGGACAUCCUCAUCCACAAUGCCGGGAUCAGUUCCUGUGGCCGGACCCACGAGCCAUUUAACCUGCUGCUGCGAGUGAACCACAUUGGCCCCUUCUUGCUGACACAUCUGCUGCUGCCGCGGCUGAAGACAUGCGCCCCGAGCCGCGUGGUGGUGGUGUCCUCAGCCGCCCACCGGCGGGGGCACCUCGACUUCACCCGCCUGGACCGCCCAGUGGUGGGCUGGCGGCAGGAGCUGCGGGCAUAUGCCGACAGUAAGCUGGCCAACGUAUUAUUUGCCAGGGAGCUCGCCACUCAGCUUGAGGGCACUGGUGUCACCUGCUAUGCAGCCCAUCCAGGGCCUGUGAACUCAGAGCUAUUCCUGCGCCACGUUCCCGGAUGGCUGAGCCCGCUUCUGCGCCCACUAGCUUGGCUGGUGCUGCGGACACCAAGAGGGGGCGCCCAGACACCCCUGUACUGCGCUCUGCAGGAGGGCAUUGAACCCCUCAGUGGGAGAUAUUUUGCCAAUUGCCACGUAGAGGAGGUGCCCCCAGCUGCCCGCGAUGACCAAGCGGCUCACCAGCUGUGGGAGGCCAGCAAAAGGCUGGCAGGGCUUGGUCCUGGCCAGGGUGCCCAACCUGAUGAAGACCCCCAGCCUGCGGACCCAGGACCCCCAUCUUCCCCGAGCGGUCCCCUCCCUGAGGAGCCCACAGCUUCUGAACCCCACCCCAGCCCUCAGAAUUACUUGUCUAAGGUCACACACCGAAUUCAGGUUAAAACUGAACCUGAGCCCUAAAUCUCCUAAUCCCCAAGCUGGAGUGCUUGCCAAUGGCACUUGGUGGCCCUUGAAAACCCGAACUGCAUGCCAGGCCGUGCCUUGGGCACUGAGAGGUUUGCAGUUUUUACCUCCAUGGUUUCUUUCUGGAGCUUCAAGUUGUGUUCUUCUGAGCGGCUCUUUUCCUGGUGGAAGUAAAUCGUGGGCGAGGAUUUCUUCCUGAGAAUAA
Messenger RNA from Hyaena hyaena (striped hyena), 2061 nucleotides. RefSeq names its product dehydrogenase/reductase 13 (gene DHRS13). The record is from RefSeq and is a predicted model, not a curated record. NCBI's taxonomy places the organism in Eukaryota, Metazoa, Chordata, Mammalia, Carnivora, Hyaenidae. The coding region runs from base 735 to 1853 and encodes 372 amino acids. The transcript has 5 exons.